Messenger RNA from Aspergillus uvarum CBS 121591, 2043 nucleotides. Its product is annotated as arrestin C-terminal domain-containing protein. Lineage: Eukaryota; Fungi; Ascomycota; Eurotiomycetes; Eurotiales; Aspergillaceae. Bases 416 to 1627 code for a protein of 403 amino acids. Gene Ontology annotation, cellular component: division septum. The transcript has 3 exons. The record is from RefSeq and is a predicted model, not a curated record. Gene Ontology annotation, biological process: division septum assembly.
CCCACAUCGGCGCUUGUAAACAACUCUCGCUUCCUUCGCGAUUACCUACCCACCCCUCUAAGCCGCCUUGCCUCACUCCCGGUUUCACAUUCCUACAACCCUAGAUCUGUGCGCCCUUUGUCGGAGCUUAGCAACAAUCCCAGUCUGCGGUCUCAAACAGCAAACCCGCCCUUGUCCAGCCUUGUCCGCACUCAGGCCCGAGCUAGUCCUGCAUAGCAACAAGAACGGGAUACCGCAUCUGCGCCCCUCGAGGACCUUUCCGGCGCAGCGCAAUCCAGCAGGAACGAUUGCGGAACUUGAUCUCUAUGCAGGGGUCAAUUUAUUUUGAGACUUCGAGGUCCUAUAUACACCGCAGCAACCCCCGAGCGCAUCCCUCUCAACCGCCGCGUGCCCAUGGUGGUGCGGGUGCAGCGCUAUGAGCAAGCCCGCCUUCGUGCGAGUGUCGGGCCCGCCAAAUGGCAAUUUCUUGAUCGGAUAUCCUGGCAUCUCUGCCACAAUGCCACGCAUUGAAGGCAAAGUCGAGAUCAGGCCCAGCACUGGCAUUUCGCUCCCCGUCAGUGUAUCCCUCGUUACAAUAUCCCUUCAUCGUCGCGAGACCAUUCAUCCUUCGGCGGAUUCCGUGACCAAGAAGCACCUUGCGCCACCCAGGAAGGAGAUUACAGAUAUCGUGGGCAAGGAGAUGCUUCUUUUCCGCUGCCCGGCCGGCCGAGAGUCCGAAGAGGUCAUCUCUAUGGACUUGCCUUUCGUGCUCUUCAUUCCCUUUGGGCGGGGCGGAGCAGAUGCCUCGAGGCGCGUCCCUCCAGCCAGUCUCCAACUUCCCAGUCGCACAGCGGAGACAUAUUAUGAGAUUGUGGUGGCGGUUCAACAAGGGCCCUCGGAACAGCGGAAAUACUCGUUCCCCGUUCCAAUGGCACGGUACGAUACCCUAUCGACGUUCGGAAUGUACAAUCGCCCCGAGUCAGCCGAGAGAGUGUCGGACCAUUUGGUCACAUUGGGGAUAUCCCUUCCCCGGUGGUCUUAUGGGCCUUUGGAUCCGGUGAGCGUCUACGUGAAGCUCUCACCGAACCCGGAUUGGAUAAGUAAAGCCAGAAAAGUCACUAUAAACAAGAUUACGAUUGGAAUUGAUGAGGAAAUUAUAUACAACCAUGAGGGCGACGAGCCGCAACGCAAGGUCAAGACUUUGACCAAAAGGACAGAACCGAUCGGCGUCAAAUUACCCCCUUCUGGCUUUUUGACGAAUCUCGGCUUAGUAUUCCCAGCCAAGGAUAUGCGGGACUCUGAAGGGAUCCUCCCCAGAAGUAGACCGGGUUUUCCCACAUACGCCGUGAGCGGGUUUACCACAACCGGAAGCCUCUACAAGAUCGAGUACUAUUUGACUGUCAAGGCCCACUUGGCAUCUGCAAGGGAUAUUACCAUCCGACAGCCGAUAGUUGUUUGCCCGCUCGACCAUGCAGGAUGCAAAGAGGAAAUGGAGGCUAUAGAACAGGCAGCUCGGGACGCCGUUCAUGUGAACCCCGACAAUCCGAUGCUGCCUCUGCCCUCCAUUGUACGGCCUAACGACCCAAAUGCUCUCCGCCAUCUUGGGGUGGCCAUAGUAGGAGGCAAACACAAACCUUUGAUCGACUGAGCGAACCACAACGCGGGCACCUACCGUACACCGGCCCUAUUCAACAGAUCGAGCAUUCAGGUUAUCAACGGCCGUUCUUGAUCCAGUGCCGACUACAAAAUCACUUACGCCACCCCAAGUGGUCUAGGACAGCAUCUCACGACUUUUCCUUCUAAUUCUUCCUUCUCUUCGUUUCAGCAUGCCUGCAACUUCUGCACAGAGCAUGGACACGUAUUACGAAUGCAUGGGCGACGGAGUUCUUGUUGCAUAAAUUUCAUGGUCGCAGUGUGAAUUCAUUCGCAAUUGGCCAGGACAAAAUAGGGUGUUCAGGUUGACUUUGCUGCGCUUUGCCCGGGGUUGGUGGUAGAGAGGAAUUCGUCCUGCCUUGUUUCUCUCGCGUUCCCUCCCACAGUCUCAUAUAGUGGUGUAACCUCAAU